CACUUAGCUUUAAUUAAAAUUCUUUCAAUAUGGAGAUACAGAUUCUAUAUUCCAUUAUCUUCACUUUCUCCUGCUUCUUCUUUCUAAUCUGGAAGCUAUCUUCUUCCAAGAAACAAACCAAAACCCUACCUCCAGGUCCAUGGAAAUUACCUUUCAUCGGAAAUCUCCACCAACUUGCUGGCUCGCCACCUCAUCGUUCUCUCACAAAUCUUGCAAACAAGUACGGGCCCUUCAUGCAUCUUCAACUUGGACAGGUUUCUCAUAUCAUAGUGUCUUCACCUGAAUAUGCCAAAGAAAUAUUGAAGACACAUGAUCGGGUCUUUGCAAAUAGGCCAAAAAGUCUUGCCACUGACGUCUUUUCUUACAAUAGUACAGAUAUUGUCUUCUCCCCAUAUGGAAAUUAUUGGAGGCAACUUCGAAAGAUUUGUCUAUUAGAGCUUUUCUCACCGAAGAGCGUUCAAACUUUUAGAAGAAUAAGGGAAGAGGAGGUGUCGGCACUUUUGAGGAACAUCUCUGAGCAUGAAAGUUUUGCCAUAAACCUUAGCAAAAAUAUCUUCGCACUCACAAAUUCUAUAGUAGCAAGAGCAGCCUUAGGCAAAAAGACAGAUAAUGUAGAAUAUAUCCUGCAUAAUCUGCAACAUGUGACAGAGCUAAGUUCUGGCUUAUCAAUUUCCGAAUUUUAUCCUUCACUGAAAUUUAUUAGUGUUGUCACUGGGAUGAGAGCUAGAAUUAUGAAAGCGCAGAAAGAUGGUGAUAGAGUGUUUGAUGAUAUCAUCAGGGAACACAGAGAAAAGAAAAGGAACAAUGAUGGAGAGUAUGAGGAGGAUCUGGUUGAUGUUCUUCUCAGGAUUCAAAAGGAUAAUGACUUUGAGAUCCCAUUAUCUUUCGUAAACAUUAAAGCAGUUCUUAAAGAUGUUUUAUUUGCUGGAACUGAAACAACAGCAACGACAACAAACUGGGCAAUGUCAGAAUUGCUCAAAAACCCAGAGGCUAUGAAAGAGGCACAGGUAGAGGUAAGAAGAGUUUAUGGAGGCAAAGGAUACGUAGAUGAAUCAGAACUUCACCAAUUAAAAUAUUUAGCUGCUGUUAUAAAAGAAACUCUAAGGUUGCAUCCACCAGGGGUAUUGUUGGUUCCAAGAGAGAACUAUGAGAGUUGUGAAAUUAAUGGAUAUGUGAUACCACCCAAGACAAAGAUUAUCAUUAAUGCUUGGGCCAUUGCAAGAGAUCCCAAGAAUUGGAAUGAUCCAGAGAUGUUUGAACCAAGGAGGUUUCUUGAUACAAUGGUUGAUUACAACUUCAAAGGUUCAAAUUUUGAGUAUAUCCCGUUUGGGGCUGGAAGAAGAAUAUGUCCUGGAAUUACAUUUGCUAUACCUGUUUUAGAGUUGUUGCUUUCCAAUUUGCUUUACCAUUUUAAUUGGAAACUUCCAAACGGGAUGAAGCCUGAGGAGUUAGAUAUGGAUGAGUCAUUUGGGGCCUCAGUAGGAAGGAAAAGGGAUUUAAUUGUAAUUCCUAUUGGCUGUUCUCCUUAGUACUAUAUGUCCUUGUCACACGGCGUUAAAACUCAAUUAAGUCGGUAAGUCAAACUAUUAAAUGAAUAAACUACUCUUUUGGACUUUUGGUUUUCUGAUCAUGAGCGUUGGGUACAAGUUUAUUGGGUUGGACUUUAUAUUUGUUUUUCUCCUUACGCUGCUUAGUUUGAAAUGAUACCAUGCUGAGUUAACAAAUAAUAGCUCAUUAGAUUCAUAUUUUAGUAAUUCUAUUUGAUUAGAUUUUCUUGUGAUCUAUACAUAAAUCUUUCAUUUA
Molecule: messenger RNA, 1803 nt
Organism: Neltuma alba
Lineage: Eukaryota; Viridiplantae; Streptophyta; Magnoliopsida; Fabales; Fabaceae
Product: cytochrome P450 71D10-like
Exons: 3
Coding region: 30-1529 (499 amino acids)
Molecular function (GO): oxidoreductase activity, acting on paired donors, with incorporation or reduction of molecular oxygen; heme binding; iron ion binding
Source: RefSeq, a predicted model, not a curated record